GGGACCUUCCGGCCGCGGAAGGGGGGCGUGGUGGCGCGGCCCACUACCCAGCGGCGGGCACUGGGCAGGCUCCUUAUAAGAUUUCGCCUGCUGGCUGCUGCCGCCGCCAACGGAGAGAGAUCGCGGGCAGGCACGUGGCUUCGGGCAGCGGAGUUAUCCUCGGGCAUCAUCAUCAUCAUCAUCACUCUCACCCUCAUCAUGUCCCUUCGCAGCAACUUCGCUCGGCUCCUCAAGAAGCAAGCGGGCUCCUCCUCGCUCAAGGUCCCGAAGAGACCGGCACACUCGGUGGCCGUCGUCGGAGCCCCUUUCUCCAGGGGGCAGAAAAAAGGAGGGGUGGAUCACGGUCCUGCAGCCAUAAGAAAUGCGGGACUGGCAGCAAAACUCUCCGGCUUGGGCUGCCAGCUAUGUGAUCUUGGAGAUCUAAAUUUCCCUCAGGUGCCCAAUGAUGAGCUUUACAACAAGCUAGUCCGAUAUCCUCGCACUGUAGGAUUAGCUUGUCAAGUUCUGGCUGAUACUGUGAAUGGAGCUGUGGCUAGUGGGCAUAACUGUGUAACCAUUGGAGGUGAUCACAGUUUAGCAGUUGGUUCCAUCAGUGGCCAUGCAAGGCACUACCCACAUUUGUGUGUGAUCUGGGUGGAUGCACAUGCUGAUGUUAACACUCCACUCACAACAUCAUCUGGAAACCUCCACGGACAACCAGUUUCAUUUCUCUUAAGAGAACUUCAAGAUAAGGUGCCAGUGCUUCCUGGAUUUUCCUGGCUAAAGCCCUGCCUCUCACGAUCUGAUAUUGUAUAUAUUGGCCUUAGGGAUGUGGAUCCUGCUGAACACUACAUUUUGAAGAACUAUGAUAUCCAAUAUUUUUCAAUGCGGGAUAUUGAUCGGUUGGGAAUCCAUAAAGUGAUGGAAAGAACAUUUGAGCACCUUUUGGGCAGAGUACAGAGACCAAUCCAUCUGAGCUUUGACAUUGAUGCCUUUGACCCAACACUGGCUCCAGCAACAGGGACUCCUGUGCGGGGUGGCUUAACAUAUCGUGAAGGCAUGUACAUUUCAGAAGAAAUACACAACACAGGCCUGCUUUCAGCAGUGGACCUUGUAGAAGUAAACCCAUUGCUUGCAGCUUCACAGCAAGAAGUGAAUGCAACAGCCCAUCUUGCAGUAGAUGUGAUUGCAACAUGCUUUGGGCAGACAAGAGAAGGAGCACACUUGGUUUUUGAUGAACUCCCAACACCCAGUUCACCAGAUGAAUCUGACAGUGAAGAGCAAAUACGGAUGUAGAAUCUCCAAGUGUUGGCAGGUGCUUCACAACAGGCAUUAUACAGCACUGCUGAUUUACUCAAGUGCACAGGCAUCCCACACUCUGGAGUGUUCACCAGUUUGAAAGACUAGUUACUUUUUCCAUUGCGUGACCAAACUGCUGUACUACAGGUUAAACACACCAGCUUUGACAAAUGUUUUAUUCCUCUGCAAUUAUACAAUCUUACCAAACAGCA
This is a messenger RNA of Hemicordylus capensis (graceful crag lizard), 1490 nucleotides long. RefSeq names its product arginase 2 (gene ARG2). Gene Ontology annotation, cellular component: cytoplasm; mitochondrion. The transcript has 8 exons. Lineage: Eukaryota; Metazoa; Chordata; Lepidosauria; Squamata; Cordylidae. Gene Ontology annotation, molecular function: arginase activity; manganese ion binding. The record is from RefSeq and is a predicted model, not a curated record. Bases 199 to 1275 code for a protein of 358 amino acids.